AUGACUUCUAGGUUUUCGUUAAAUACCCCUCUUUCAAGUCCUACUUCACAAAAGGGUGUAAGAACUGAACUUACGGAUCCUUCAGUAAACCCAGAGGUAUUUAAUCGUUAUAAAAGAUCUUUUCGAGCUUUACGUUUUGCUUUAGAAAAAGCAGACAUAAGAUGUCCACCUAAUGCUAUGAAAGAAAUAAUAAGGCAUCUCAGCCCAUCAUUAAAAGUGUGUUUGGAUUAUUUUAAUAAUAGUAAUAAUACCAAGAUUGCGAAAGAUGGUUCUUUACAAGGUUUAGCCAGCGAAGCACUUCAGUUGAAUACACGAACAACUCACUUUAUGAUGAAAAGUUUCGAAUCAGAAUAUGAGGAUUAUAAUCAAUUGGAUAAUGGAGAAUAUUUAUCAAAAUUACAUGAAUUUUAUUGUGAAGAACGACUUAAUUUGAUUAAAAUUUUGUGUACAUUAUUUUUUUAUUCUAAAGAUACGAAUUGGUAUUAUUAUAAUUCGGCAAAAUAUUUUAUUGAAAAUCUUAAUAUAAGUCAAUUUUUGGACAGAAUUUUUGAUCAAUUUCAAGAUUUGGCUGAUAUCGGUGUACAAGCCUUCAUACCGGAAAACAUUAAACCAUUUAAUUUUUCAAUGCAAUAUAUUAAAGAACAAAUAGAGAUAUUAGAAUUAUUAUGUUUGAUAUAUAACGAACUCCCUAGACAAUCAACAAAAAAAUAUUUGAUAAAAUUCCUGACUCAUUGCAUGAACACAAAAUUUGGAUUUAAUCAAUUUCUUUCGUUACACAUCAACUCAAAUGGUCAAGGUUCAUUAACUGAAGUUAAUCAUUUUACUCAAAUUCUUAUAGUUCUCAUGACCUUAGUUGAAUUUAAUUUCACUGGAAUUUUCCCGUCUGUUCACGCAAAAAAGAAACGAGUGGCUCCAUCAGAUGACGUUAGGACAGUCAUUGAAAGGGCAUUGGUGAUGGAUGAUGAUCCAUCUAACGGAAUAUUUCUCUGGUUAUGGUCUUCUUAUUUAACGCAUAUACAACAUUUUUAUGAUGAAACGAGUUGGCCAAAGGAGUAUCAAGAUCUAGAAAGUUACUUUAAUAAUAUGAUUUCAGCAAAUGUUUCAAAGGCCUAUAAUCUUAACGUUCUAGAUUCUAUACAUGAGAUAUUCAAAGGUCCAUGUUUCAGACCGGAGGAACUAAAUGUAAAGGGUUAUAAGAGGACUUUUAAAACUUACUUUAUCUCAAUCUUUGAAGCAUUUAAAAUACACGAGAUUCCCAAACAUCAACUCCUGGUUGAAUGCUUUGCACAAGUAUUUGUUGAUGGUGGUCCGUGUAGAGAAUUCUUUAAAGAGGAUUCGUUUUAUGAAAAGCGAAUUUCCUUAUUCACUUGGGCAAUUUCUAGGUUUCCUCAGAAUUUUCAUCCGUUAAUGAGAUUAUAUACUGCACUUUCUGGAGAUGAAGAUUCGGCCGAAGAAAUAUUUGUCUUAUUGAAUAAUUUUAGUCAAUGCAGUUGCUUGGUUCGUGAUGAGCAGCUCAAAUUUGAAAUAACCAAUGAAAAUGUGGUUUAUGUCAAGGAACCCAUCAAACUUUUUGACAAUAUCUAUCAAGACAUUUUUACCAUUCCAGAAAAUACACCUGGUUAUAUAAUCGAGCGAUUUGAUGGAAACAAAUUAAUUCAAUGGAAUUUCAAAUAUUCUGGAUGGCAACUCUUUUUGGAAAUGUUGGAAUCAUUUCCUUUAAUACAAGGCAGGGUCCUUCCUGAUUACGAUCCUACUUUAUUCGAUGAUCCAACUCCUUCGCGAAUCAAGGAAAUAUUACAACUCCUAUACGCGCUUUUAUCUAAUUCUCCGAGUUUGGUUGAAAAGAUAUUAGAUCAUUUGGAUACUUGUUUUCAAGACAAUAAACCUCACAACGAUCUCGCGUUUACGAUAUUUGCUGUUAUCGAAUACGUUAUGAACAACAUUCCUGACGUCCUUGAUUUCAUCACUUCUGGUCUGCGAUGCGUUAAAGCUUUGUUGCCAUACUUUAAGGGUAAGAUCGUGUUAUAUCUUUUACAAUCAGGAUUUUUACCAAAGUUAACUUCAGAAGAUUUCCCGGAAGAAAACUCUCAGUUUAUAUGUAAAUUACAUCAUUUACUGUUAAAGCAAGAAUGUGUUGAAGGUCGUUAUCCUAUAACGAUAACCGUUUUAGAUCUUGCUAUCGAGUUCUUUAAUUACUUGGAUGAUUUCAAUUUGGAACAAGAUCAAGAAUUAUGGAAUAAUUCAAAAGAAAUACUUCAUUCUUUAACCUCCUAUAUAUUGAAUGUCGUCUUUGUGUCUUAUGAUCAAUGGAGAUACAAAAAUGAGUUGGAACAUAUCCAAAUUGGGAUCAAGUGUUUGACGGUUUUCAAUAAAAUCUUGUUAGGUUGUCCUCCAGAUUUCGAGUUUCCUAACUAUAAUGAUCCCAUAAUAAACGUUUCAAAGGAUUCGUUACGAGAUUCUCUUCGGGACUACUUAUGGGAUCAUUUUAUGAUGAAUGAAGGUUUAUAUAAUGUUUUACCUUUAUUCUCCAUCAUCGAAAGGAACAAGAAGUUUUCCUUUAAUUUCGAAAGGACCGCCAAUUCUCAUCUGGAUAAGUAUGAUAAAUUAUUGGAAUUGUCAUUAGCAUUUCUUUUAAGGUUAUUUAAAAUUCAUAAAUUAAAAACUUCGGAAGUUUCCUGGUUAGAAUUAGCUAUGUUGGAUAGGACAAAUGUCAACUUUAAUCGAGGGUUGAUAAUGGUCAUUUCCUCGUAUAUUUUAUACCCACAUAGCUUGGGAGUUCCUAUCUUAUCUUGUGAGCUUAUGACACUUCUUUUUUCAUUGUGUGAACGAUCUAUACCGUUUCAAUCAUCGUUGAGUGGACUCUUUGGAAAUGAAGCUGAAACCAUAAUCAUAUAUAAUAAUUUCAUAAAACGGCUUACGACUGAAAUUAAUGUUGAAGAUUUACGAGUCGCUAUCUUAAAUUUUUUCACCGUUUCAAUCAAGGUUCAUAUUGGACUGGCGAUUUUUGGUGGAUUUGAGUUGAUUUCCAAUCAGUUGGAUCGUAAAGGCAAGAAAAAGGAGACCGACAAACUUGAUAAAAAGAAGAAAUUUAAAAUUUCGAUGAACAUUAAUGAUGUCAUUGUUGGUCUGUUAAAGGAUUGGAAAAAAGUUUAUGAUACUGAGCCUCGAGUAUUCCUUGCUGCUAUACGAUUCCUAAGUGCAUUAUGGGAGAAUGUUCGCAAAGGUGAAUUUAUAAUUUUAAAAAAAUUACGGGAAAAUAACGAAUUAUGGAUCAACAUCAUGGAAAUCCUAUACAUGAGAUUAAAUGAUAAUGGGCACCAUGGAGAUGAGACGGUGGAACUAUCUCAAGGAACUGUUGUCAGUAGAGCAAAUGCUCAUGUGGAAAAGAUUUGUUGUGGACGUAAUAUCAAGGCUCUUUUAUUCCGGUUGUUGGGUCGUGAACUUUGUCUUGUUACAAGUCAGAUGAAGGAUAAAGAAAACAAAAAUCGUGGCGAAUUUAUUAAAUCAUUACCCGCGGAAGGGAUAAGAAAAAUUCUUCAAAAUAUUCUUGAUGAAAAUAUGUUAAAAUUUUGUCUUGAAAAAUUUACGCGGAUCGAUCAACAACCUAUUUUCAUGUCGACUAAAUUUGCCGAGAAGAAUAUGUCUCCUUCUAUUACAUUGGAACGUUUAACUAUCUUGUAUUGGAGUGAUGAUUAUGAUUUAACACGACGUUAUGGGGAUAAUUUCAAAUACGAUAUACAUUUGACUUGGAAAUUAUUAAAACUCUCGAAAGAAACGUCUAUUGCGAAUUCAUUUCUAAAGUCGUUAUGUGAAGAAUCUCAUCAUUUGUCAAGAGUUAACUCUCAAGUCGUUCUCUUGAGGUCUUGGAAGUAUUUUAUGGAAAUCACGUCUUAUAUCUUAUCCGAUGGAUUUUGGAUCACUGAACAAAAAACGGAUAUAUCUUGGCUGAUACUCAAGAAGGUAGCGGAACGUCUUGUGGAAGAAAUUCGACGCGGGCAUAAUGUAGAAAUUACUAUUCGUGACGAUCUUGCUGAUUUGCUGUUGCACUCGAUGGAACAACUGAUAAUCUCGGAAGAUUUAUCUCAACCAAGGAUAGUUCAUUACGCCGAAUUGGUUACGUUGUUAUACAAUUCUCUUACCAGUGUUAUAAAUCAAACGCAAAAUAUGAAUGAAGGUCACUUUAAGUCAACUACCUACCGGCCAAUCUUACAUUCACUUAUAUUAUGUCUACGGGUACUUCACGAUGCUAACGAAAUAUUAAAGGAGGAGGAAAAUGUAUUGUCAGGAUUUCGACAAAGUUGCCAAUCCCUUCUUUCAGAAUUAUGCGAUUUUUUAGUUGCAAUCACUAAGCAAGAUGAGAUUAACCAAGAUCGCGAGGAGGAUAUUUUGAUAAUAUUAACAGUAUUAGAAUAUCUAAUACAACCAUUGUGUAAUCCGUACCCUUCAAUUUGGUUGGGAAUACUUAUGGAGAAGAAGAUAAUCACCUUGCUUCUAAAUAUGUUUAUUCAUUCCAUGUCGAUGCCUUGGAAAGAUCGACCGAAAUUCUCUGACGGGGUGAUCUAUUUUCUACUGACAUUGGCCAAUUUUCCGGUUGGAGCAUCGCGAUUGCUUAUAGAUGGGGUCAUGUCGGCAUUCUGUAACAACAAGCUCUCAGUAGAUUUACAAGAGGGAAAGGUCGAACCAAAUCUAGAAGAAAAUUGGCAUAAGAUUUGGUGUUUGAUGUUGGCAGUUAUUACCGCUAUGUUACGUACGGUCGAGAAAAGGGACUUGAACAUGAUCUUGAAAUCCGUCGUUGGAUUUAUCAGCCUUUACAAGAAACAAAUUCAACGGGCAAUGGAAUGUGAACUACCGACGAAUAUGUUCAAAUUGGAGGAGAUACAAUACAUUACCAUACUAUUAUAUCAUUUAUCAAUGCAUUUAAGUUCAUUGGAUCUGGAUAUUGCAAAUGAAUGCUUAUCUUAUUAUUAUGAUCCUUUGUUAAUACUUUUAUCGAAGCUAACAUAUCUAUUCACACAUCCCAAAUAUUCUUCAAGAGUGAUGACACCUCUGACACCAGAGGAAAUGAAGCAAUCAACAAUUCUUUUAUCUGGCGGGAUCAAAUUAGCAUUCGAGAAUGUCCUACCGGAUAUUAAUUUAACUUCAUCAUCUGAUGGAGGUUCCGAAAUGAAUAAAUUUUUGCAAAAAGUUCAACAAAAACUUUUAUCAAUUAACAGAAAUAUUCUGGCAACUUAUAUUAAUUUAACGGAAUCACAUAAUGUCUUUCACAUGUCUAUACCGUCAUGGUCAGAUCAACUUGUAUAUUUAGAACCAUUGAUGAAAGUAACGGAUAAAGAUCCGGCAACUAUCGCAACGCUAUUUGAAUUGAUAGACCAUGGCAUGACGUUAAUUCAAUUAUGGGAAUAUAUACUUGACACUAAUAAGAUUAAUAAUAUUGAUGAUUUGGAAUUUUGGCAAAUUACUUGGAAAUCUUCUAUUAUCAUAAUUGAGAUGAGUUUCGUAUUGGCAACUUCUCAAUUAACCACAUGUUUCUUUUCCGAAGAAAGAAACAAGGAAGAUAUUGAGGAUUUAUUCACCGAAGUGUUUGAAAGGUUAUUAAAAUUUACACGUGUUGUAAGGAAAUUAUUGGGUAUGGGUACCCGCGUUAUAUCUGAAGAAAAUGAUUUAAAAUCUUUUGAGGUGGUUUUACGGAAUUUACAAAAUUUUCUUACCAAAACUAUAGGAAUAAUGUGA
Funneliformis geosporum is the source of this 5730-nucleotide messenger RNA. Lineage: Eukaryota; Fungi; Glomeromycota; Glomeromycetes; Glomerales; Glomeraceae. The record is from the annotation of a GenBank genome assembly.